ACCCCACCUUGCACUAACCAGGAGACAUUCACACAGGGAGCACUGAUACAUGUUAAUGGUAACUGCCCAAAAACUGCAGUACAGCCAAAAUAGCUGAUGUCUCCAAAAACUUGCAACAAGUGUAGCCUAAAAGUAGCUUUUCCCUUGUUGAUUUGCUGAGUGCCCUUCUGCUGGAUGUUACAGGGACCACUGAGGGGGCUUUCUGACUCUACAUCUUGGACAUUUGUGACAGGGAUAUCUAUCCGUAUCAUCCCUUCAGACCUGACUCCUGUUUCCGGUCUACCUUCUGCGGUUGCUUGGUUACCGUGACGCUGCCGGAAGUUGUGGUUCUGGAGUGCGGCUCCUUACAGUUCUGCGGGAAUGCCGUAAAUCAUAAACGAAAUGGAGGAGAACAAGAUACGGACGGAGCUGGAGAAUUACAGGAGCAUUCGAGUGGUGGGCAAAGGAAGCUACGGGGAAGUCAGCCUGGUCACCCACCGGGCGGAGGGGAAGCAGUAUGUGAUUAAGAAGCUGAGUCUCCGCAACGCUCCUCGCAGAGAAAGGAAAGCUGCAGAACAAGAGGCCCAGCUCCUUUCUAAGCUGAAGCAUCCAAACAUUGUGGCAUACAAGGAAUCGUGGGAGGGUGAAGAUGGCCUGCUCUAUAUUGUCAUGGGCUUCUGUGAAGGGGGUGAUUUGUAUCAUAAACUUAAGGAGCAAAAGGGUAAACUUAUUCCAGAAAGCCAAGUGGUGGAGUGGUUUGUGCAGAUUUCCAUGGCGCUACAGUAUUUACAUGAUAUGCUCAUUAUGCAUCGUGACUUGAAAACGCAGAAUAUUUUCCUGACUAAAUCUAACAUCAUCAAAGUAGGAGACCUGGGGAUUGCACGGGUCCUGGAAAGCCAGUAUGAUAUGGCCAGUACUCUUAUUGGGACACCUUACUAUAUGAGCCCAGAACUAUUUUCCAAUAAACCAUACAAUUAUAAGUCUGAUGUCUGGGCCCUGGGAUGCUGUGUGUACGAGAUGGCAACUCUAAAGCAUGCCUUCAAUGCCAAGGACAUGAACUCCUUAGUAUAUCGGAUCAUCGAGGGGAAGCUGCCUCCAAUGCCUAGAGAUUACAGUAAUGAUCUGAAGGAUUUGAUUGGGACGAUGCUAAGCAGACAGCCUGAAAAGAGGCCUACAGUGAAGCAGAUUCUGAGAAAGCCAUUUAUCAAACAGCACAUUGCCCUUUUCUUACAGAACACAAAAUUUCAAAAACAUGUCAAACGGCGGAAGAAAACGAUAGACUCCAGUCGCAGUAGUGUCUCAAAAGAUGGCAACCUGAAUGAGCUGGAAGUACAAGAAGAAUUUGUCAGUGGUGACAGAAAAAAGCAUAAAGUGAAUAAAGCAAAAAGUCCUGUUAAGACGAAUGCAGCCUGUAUUUCUCCAGCCGCUUCUGACCCCCCAGACUUCAACAAUACUGCAGCUUCUAUUUCAACUAUCAGCAAGGUGGAUAUCAGUGUCCUGCCCAAUGACAAAAGCGCGUCAUGUGAUGAACACUUGAUACCUAAGCUUCAGAAUGAUUGCAGUGACACUCCAGGUAAAGUGACACCGAAUGGUCCAAAAGAGCAAGACAUCAAAGGAAAACUGCAUCCAGCAUUACACCCCAACAUGGAAAAUAAAACGUUGCCUCCGGCAAAACCUGCACAGAUGGAGGAUGAAGAAGACACCUUGAAACUUUUACAGCCAGUCAACAAAUUUGACCAUCAGGCGAGCCAGGAAUCUUUAGAUUCUACAGAAAAACUCCUAGAGCCAUUUGUACCUGUUACAGAACCGGAUGGAGUAGUGGCAAAAACUGAAAUACUGCCUCAUAAUUCUGAAUCGGAGCCAUCUUUAUCCAGACAUCGAAGACACAAGCUCAAAGAAAAUAUAUCCUCACAUUCUGAGCAGUUCCCUGUAGUUUGUCCAAGACCUCUGCCUUCUCCUCCUGUCAUACAUCGAGCUGCUCCAAAAUCCCUCGGCAGUCCUGAAAAGAAAAGCACUGCUGUAGAAUCCGACCGUGGACCAAAACCUAGCAGCCAUUUAAGUCAGGAUCAUCGACCUUUAUCAGCGAGAGAAAGACGACGACUAAAACAGUCCCUAGAAGAAAUAUCAUUAUCUGGUCAGACAUCACCAACAGCCAUCAGAGUAGACCCUGCUCAAGAUGGUGAUAGAGGACAAGCAAUAAAUCCUGCCUGUCAGUCAUUGCCAAGUCUACAUGAGAAAGGACGACAUUCUGUACUAGGGGCUGAUGUUGAGGAUGAUCUAAGUUCCUCCACCAGUUCCAUGGACAAGUCUGAGGGAGACAGUAAAGAGAGGAAAAAUUCUGACUCUGGAGAAAUGAACGAUCUUGUAAAUCUAAUGACACAAACGUUACACAUGGAGAAAGAUGACGGUCAAAUGCCACCAGCUGUUUGUAAGGAGUUUAAGAUCAACAGAAGAUACAAAGAUACAUUAAGGCUGCAUGGAAAAACAUCUGAGGAGCAAGAAGAUGUUGUCUUUCAAGACUUGGCUUUAGAUAAUUUGACAGUUCCGGAAAAAUUCCGCAGAAUGAUUGAAGCUUUAAGGACUGAUGUUGUGCAGGAACUGGGUGUUAAAGUUCUGGAGGAAGUGUACAACGUCAUGGAAGAGGAGGAUGAAAAGCUACGAGAGUUGCAUUUACAGAAGCUCCUGGGAGAGAAAUACAGCAACUACAACCUGAAAGUUCGCCAACUAAAGUUUUUUGAAGAGAAUUCAAAAUUUUAACUGAAUUGUCAGUUCAUUUGUUAAGACUGCACAUUUUUACCUUUUUUUUUUUCAUUUUCAUACACUAAGUGGUCCAUUCCUCCUUGUGCUGAGGGAAUAUCAAUGGCAAUAUAUUAACAUUUUGUCAAAUUUAUAAGAAUUUUUUGCUGCUGGCAGGACAUUUUUAUGAGGAUUUGUAUGGGAUGAUGUAACGUAAGUGCAGUAAUCCCAUGUAUAUGUGACUAUACCUAUCAUUGUCCCUUUUCCUCUUGAAGAGGAAACAUUUCUACUGUUUUGAAAACAAUAUUUUCUGUAUUAUGUAGAAUAUAAAAAAUCAUGUGACUUACAAUGUAUUUACUACCUUUUUUUUUUUUUUUUGUCACCUUGUUUG
Hyla sarda is the source of this 3106-nucleotide messenger RNA. RefSeq names its product NIMA related kinase 4 (gene NEK4). The transcript has 17 exons. Gene Ontology annotation, biological process: protein phosphorylation. Lineage: Eukaryota; Metazoa; Chordata; Amphibia; Anura; Hylidae. The record is from RefSeq and is a predicted model, not a curated record. Bases 382 to 2736 code for a protein of 784 amino acids. Gene Ontology annotation, molecular function: protein kinase activity; ATP binding.